Molecule: messenger RNA, 5264 nt
Organism: Antrostomus carolinensis (chuck-will's-widow)
Lineage: Eukaryota; Metazoa; Chordata; Aves; Caprimulgiformes; Caprimulgidae
Product: protein mono-ADP-ribosyltransferase PARP14
Exons: 16
Biological process (GO): negative regulation of gene expression; protein poly-ADP-ribosylation
Cellular component (GO): cytoplasm; nucleus
Molecular function (GO): transcription corepressor activity; NAD+ poly-ADP-ribosyltransferase activity
Source: RefSeq, a predicted model, not a curated record
UGAAGCAACGAGUUCUUGAGAAACAGUCUCAUCAGCUGUAUUUGGGAAAAAAAGAACUGAAUUUGAUUGUCACAGAGCCUGAAACAGCUGCUGAAGAGGAGACACUUGAAGAAAAAUUAGUUCCUGCAAAGGCUCUGGAUCCCGUGAGCAACAUUGAAACAAAAGUUGAUGCAGAAGCCUUGCAGAAAGCAGAGAGUGUUCUUCCGAACAAUGAACCACAGGAGGAAGCUAGCUCUGCGGAGAACAUCGCAGAAAAGCCUGCAGAGACCUCACCUUCGGUGGUGUUUGACAACAUACAAGGAUGCAGUCCAAAAUGCUUCCGUAUGCUGUUAGAGAACGUCAGUGGCCUGUCAGUAGAUGAUGACUUCACUGUGGAAGUGAUACCUGAAAUAAAUGCUGCCGUAGCUACCUUUAUAAAAAGUAUCGAUACUGAAGAAUUUGUCAAAAAAUGUUCAGAAAACAACAGAAUUAAAGAAUUCAAAAUGACUGCCAGGCUUCUUGAAUUGACUCAGAGCAUCAAGGCUGAAAACAUACCGGAGACCGUUUCCACAGACUACAUCACCGUUUACUUUGAGAGUGUGCGGAACGGAGGGGGGCCCGUGCUGGAAGUCCAGCUCUUCCCUGACGAGAACUCGGCCAUCAUUACUUUCUGUGAUCACAAAGAUGUGAAAACUGUCUUAGAAAAGCAGCAUUUACUGGAGGAGACACAGAUUUCUGUGCAUCCAUAUUACCACUCCCUAGGAACAGCUCUCUAUGGAGAAGAAAGACCAACUAUCAAGAUGCCAGACCCCGUUAGGGUGCCACUAGAUCCGUAUGUCUGGCAGUUUUUACAAGGGCAGCCUCAGCUGAUCCAAGACAUAAACCAGAAAAUGGCAAUUUGCCAUUGUGAGCUAAAAUGGCCAGAGACAGACUGUGCACAGCCAGAAAUUACAUUGUGCCCGUCAUCAUCUCUCUCCAAGCAGAAAAAGCCAAUGAUCAAGUUGAUCAAGACAUGGAAGCAAGAUGCUUCUACUGAGUUCUCACGUAUCAUGUCAUGUUACAUAGCUAUAAAGUGUAAAGUAAACUCAGUGGAUUGGGAAGAGGUGAAAAACAGAUUGGUGAAAGAUGUUGCUUUGAUCAUAACUGAUAUUUCUGAGGAGAUGGUGGUGAUUGCAGGCAACAGAGCAGCAGUGGACAGUGCAGAGAAAGAAGUGAGGGAAUGCAUGGAAAAAGCCAUGAAAGAAAGUGAAAGGGAAAAACAAAGCAUAGAAAUUUCAGUGCCAGUGGUCCCAGGGAAGUAUGCCAUUCUGCACAAUGCUGGGCUAGAAGAGAAUAUUCACAAAGAAUAUCCCUGCUUAAAGAUCUUUUAUGACGACACAAAAAACACUUUUCAGUUGUGUGGGUUACCUGCAGAAGUAUAUAAAAUCAAAGCUGACUUACUGGAAAAGGUAUUGAACAUGCCAUGUACAUCAGUUCCCAUUGAUCCUCGUGUUUUCUGCUAUCUACGGCACGUAGAUAAUAAAACAAUGUCAGAGACAUUAUUCAUUAGUGAAAAAAUUAAUGCUUUUUAUGAGCUUGAGAAUGAUACUGUGUUGCUAUUUGGAGAUGCUCCCCAAGAUCUUUUAGAAGCAGAAAAGCAAAUAACGGCAGGCUUAGCAUAUCAGUGUGUCAAUGUGGAGGACAGUGAGGUCAUUAAAAAGGAGCAGUGGAGGAGUCUUCUUGCCUCCUUGCGUGAGAAGCACAAUUCUUCCCAGGAAACUCUACUCAUUGAUGAACCUGUGGGAAAAGAAAAUACCAUUAUUAUUUCUGGCUUUUCUAAGGCUGUAACAGAAGCUUAUCAGCAAAUUAGUGAUUUUGUAGAUAGAAACAUAAACGUGGAAAAAGUAAUCCCGGCUAAGUCAGUGGUGGCAGUGCGGUUUGUAGAGAAAGAAAAAACCAAUGUUUAUCAUCCACUGAAGAAGAAAGGUGUGACAGUAUAUUUUAACACCAAGACACCAUCUAUUUCCCUGAGUGGACCAAGAGCAGAAGUGCCCAAAGCAGUGACCGUGUUUGAAAAAAUUCUCUCAUCCCUUUACUUGAAAAAUGUGCCAAAUGAUAAACCAGGAGCCAAAGAGAUCUUCAUUGAGAGGAUGGAGUCGUACAUUUUUGAGGCAAAGCAGAAAUUUGACUGUUUGAUUAGGUUGGAAGGAGAAGAAGAGCAGCAACAACAACGGAAGAGUGAAGUAGUUGUUGAUAAAGAGAAAAGAAAGCUCUACUACAAGAAAAUGAUGAUAGAUGGAGUUAUAGUAGCAGUGUAUAAAGGUAACUUGGGUAAUUACCCAGCUGAUGUUGUGGUGAAUGCAUCUGAUGAAGACUUAAAACACAUUGCUGAGGUGCUGUUAAAAGCAGCUGGUCCAGGGUUGAAACAGGAGUGUGACGAGCUGGUGAGGAGGAACGGGAAUUUGCAACCUGGGUGUGCUGUUAUCACUGGUGCUGGGAAACUCCCCUGCAAGAAUGUCAUCCAUGCUGUUUGGCCCAAGUGGAGCAAGAAUGAAGCAGACAAGUGCACAUCCUUGUUAAAAAAGACAGUGAAGAAAAGUCUACAGCUAGCUGAAACAUACAAUUAUCGUACUAUAGCUCUGCCCGCAGUAAGCGGAGGGGUUUUUGGCUUCCCGCUGCAGACGUGUACACAUUCAAUUUUAUCUGCCAUCAAGGAGGCCUUGAAAGAAUCCAUGGGGGAGGGCAGCUUGAAGGAGAUUCAUCUUGUGGAUGAUGCAGAAGAAACAGUUCAGGCUCUGAGUGAGGCAGCAAGAAAAGUGUUUGCAGUUAAAUUACCCUCCCUGCCACAUGUGAUGCCAUGCUUCGAAGACUUGAAGCUGAGAGAAAGCCAGAAGGAGAAGAGAAAGGAUCUGCGGAUGAUUAUGACAAAUGAAGGGCUUCGCAUCCAAAUAGAGGAGAAAAACAUUCAGGAAGCCACGACGGAUGUUAUUGUCAACAGUGUUGGCACAGAUCUGAAGUUUGGCGUGGGACCUCUUUGCAAAGCUUUGCUAGAAAAGGCUGGACCAGCACUCCAAGUAGAGUUUGACAAACAAAGAAGGGGUGCUGGUCAAGGGAGUGUGGUCUGCACCAGUGGAUGCGCUCUGACCUGCAAGUCUGUGUUUCAUGCCAUAGUUCCUAUAUGGGAUGGAGGAAAAGGACAGGCUCUGAAGGACUUAGAAGAUAUAAUCAAUUUCUGCUUGAGGAGAACUGAAGAGCUUGGACUGAAAUCAAUCACUUUCCCCACUAUAGGAACUGGAGGAUUUGGAUUUCCUAAAAUGGUUGUUGCUAAGUUAAUGUUUGAUGUGGUAUUCAAGUUCAGUAGUACUCACCCUCAGAAGACUCUCCAGGAAGUUCAUUUUCUCUUGAAUCCGAAAGAUAUAGAUAACAUUCAGGCUUUUACUGCUGAACUAGAACAUAGAGUAGCUGGAAGUUCCGGUGCUGCAGCAUCACCACAGCCAAGUGUCGUUAGGCCUCGUUCACCUGAACUACUGAAAGUUACUGAAAAGCAGAUUGGUUCCAUUACACUCCAAGUAGUUUGUGGAGAUAUUACCAAUGAAGAUACAGAGGUUAUUGUAAACAUAGCAAAUUCACUAUUUGAUGCCUCAUCAGGGGUCUUCAAAGCAAUUAUGGAUGCUGCUGGUUCCGAAGUACAAAGAGAAUGUAAUCAAUAUGCUGGGCAGCUUGGAAAUGACUUUAUUACCACAAAAGGUGGAAAACUGUUGUGCAGUAAAAUCAUCCACUUAAUUCACAACGACGGCGUGAAGAAUCAGGUCUCCAAAGUGCUUAAGGAAUGUGAGCUAAGGAUGUACAAAUCUGUUGCCUUCCCAGCAAUUGGAACAGGUCAAGCAGGACAGAGUCCAGCGAAGGUAGCUGAUGACAUGUUGGAUGCUAUAGUGGAAUUUGCAAGCAAAAAAUCAGUACAGCAUUUGAAAAAAAUUAGAAUCGUCAUCUUCCAGAUAAAUAUGCUCAAAGACUUCGCCGAAAGCCUGAAGAAAAGAGACUAUUCAGAUUCAUCCACAACAGGUUCGUGGAUUUCUACAUUUAAAUCAUUGUUUUGGAGCAGAAAACAACCCACUGAGACGAAAAAGCCCAUGGUUUUGGAAAAGAAAGUUUAUUUAGCCACAUUUCAAAUUUGUGGAGAAAGCCAAAAAAAUGUGGAUGCAGCUGAGUCUUGGAUAAAUAAUUUAAUUUUAAAGGAACAGUUGGAAAACAAUAUUUCAGAUGAGCUAAUUGAAAACUUUGAUGAGAGGCAAAUUGAUGCUUUGGCAGAUCUCCAGAGAAAAAAGCUUGUUUCCAUUGAGCUUGAAAAUAAGCUUUCCCCCCCUCACAUUAAAAUUUCUGGUGUUAGCAGGGAUGUCUGUUGUGUUUAUGUGGAAGUUCAAAAAAUUAUCCAAAAAAUUAAAGAUACUCAAGAAGAACGAUCCAAGGCAGAGCUUGUUUAUAACCUGGUAGAAUGGAGGUAUCCAGGAAGCAAUGAUAGCUUUGUUUCUUUUGAUAAACUUACAAAUAUGCAUCUGGAGGAUGCAAAAAUAGCUAAAAAACCACAUCUUGUUGUCAAAAUUAACAAGAAGAACUACAAGGUGGAUCUGAAUACUCUACAGGCUACUGAUGACCAAGGAAAAACUACAAACGUUCAACGUGUGCCAAAGAAUGAAGAUAAGCAGUCAAUAGAGCUCCCUAAGCACUGGGAAGACAUGCAGAACGAACGGGUCAAACUGGUGAAUCUCAAGCCAUCAAGUCAGGAAUAUCUGGAUGUUCAGAACAAAUUUUCUAAAACCUGUCCCAGCUUUGUCAUAGAGAAGAUUGAAAGAAUACAAAAUCCCUUCCUCUGGCAGACAUACCAAAUAAAAAAAAACUCUCUGUCUACAAUGAACAAAAAUCAAAAUAAUGAGAAGUUGCUGUUUCAUGGGACAGCUGUAUCCUCAUUGAACACGAUCAACUACAAUGGAUUUAAUCGUGGCUUUGCUGGAAAGAAUGCUGCAAGCAUUGGAAAAGGAACCUACUUUGCUGUUGAUGCAAGUUACUCUGCUCAGGAUACUUAUUCCAGACCAGAUACGAACGGCAAAAGAUACAUGUACUUGGCUCGGGUCCUCACUGGGCAGUACUGUGCUGGGAGUGGAGGACUAAUCACUCCACCACCAAAAAACCCAGCGGAUCCUACUGACAUGUAUGACAGCGUGGUUGACAAUGUGAAAAAUCCAACGAUGUUUGUCGUAUUUAGUGACAUUCAGGCAUAUCCCGAACACCUUAUUACUUUCAGAAAAUAG